UUGUGUCACGUCAAAGUCUAAAAGCGCCACCUUGCCAUGUCUCUGCGCGCAUCCCGCCAUGCUUCCGCCUUGCGGCGGAUUGCCAAAGAUCUCAAGGAGCUGGAGACGGAGCCGCUGCCGCUGGUAGCUGCUAGACCCAUGGAUCCUGCUGAGCCAUUUCGGUGGCAUGUGAACCUUCGACCCUGCGACGGUCCGCUGGCGGGCUGUGUCUUUCAUUUGGUGAUGGAUUUGCCCAAAGACUACCCCUUCACUCCUCCCAGCAUCCGUUUUCCAACGCAGCACUUCCCAUCUUUUCGCCAUCCGAACCUGUUUGGGGAUAUGAUCUGCCUUGAUAUCUUGCAGAGCUUCAUCAUCGGUCAGCAUCAGCAUGAUCAGAAAGCAGGUUGGAGCACUGCUUACACUGUGCAAACAGUGCUGCUUCAGUUGGCAUCCUUCCUGUUCGAGACGGAGCAUGUGCCUCAAGAUCAUGGUGGUACUUACAAGGGCAGGAUGACACCGCUGCUUGCACGAAAGGUUAGGGAGGAAUGCGAGAAGUUUCAGUGCCAAGAAUGUGGUCAUUGUUUCCAGCAGCCGCUGCCUCCACUUCUUCCCUUGGACCUUCCUGCACCGUUGGAGCUGAUAGAGCCCCCCAUUGUGCCCAUCGUGCCCAGGGUCCCUGCUGUGGCAAUGGGGGAAGAGAAACGGCAAGUGUUGCAGUCAGGGGAUUUGGUCACUGCCUUCGUUUCGAAGCUGCAUUCCAAGGGCUUUGUGGUCCAGCUGCCAAACCAUAGUUUCAAUGGCUGGUUACCCUGGAGCUCAGCACUUCGUGGUUGCCAGCUGGCAUUGGGGCAGCAGAUUGUGGCCCACGUCACUGGCAUCCAACGUGAGUGGAUUUGGUUGCAGCUGGUGCCACGUCGUUCACAGCAGCAGUUGAUGGAGCUGAUGAGAUCAGCCAAACCUAUCCAAGGGCUGAUCGUUUCCAUCAAAUCCUAUGGGAUUUUUGUGGAUGUUGGUGUAACCUCUCCUGGCCUGGUCCAUGUCUCUGAAUUGGACGUUGAUGUGGCAGAGUUGGAGGUAAAAACCUUAGUGCAAGUCCGAAUCCUUGAGGUUGACUCGCCCAAAGGUCUGAAACUGACAGCCCGAGGAGGUCCCUUCCAUCGCCCACAGCCAGUGAAGGAUCAGGUUCGACAGGAUCAAGAUGAUCAAGUUCACCUCCAACCGCAGCUGUGGUCACACGAUUUGCCCGGCCCAGCAGCGGAGACCGUGUUGCAGCUUCUGCCCUUGGGGUCUCUGCGGCAGUUGGCCCGAUGCUCCAAGACCUGGAAGCUUCCGGCUGAAGAGGCAGUGUCCAUCUACUUCGAUUUGAAGCAGUUGCGCUGCUUCCACACCAAGACCGCCUUUGAUGAAGCAGACACUCUUCUGGGCCUGGGAGUUGCCAUCACGGAGGAAUCCACUGGGAAGCAACACCUCACCUGCAACUUUGAUCCCUUAUCCAGGGAAGCCUUCUUCGACUUGCAGGUCUCAAAAGGUGUCUGGAAACAGCCCAUCCGUUAUUGGAUCCCAUUGGCUAUCUGCAGAAGUCAUUUCAAUCGUGGCCUCCCUAAGCUGUUGGAAGUUCUCUCUGAGCUGGGCACUGGCCAGGUGGCGGAACAGACCAAGUCCCAUGGAAUCGGCUCAUCUGGGCGACGAAUGGUGCAUGAGAAUCAGGUGGCUCCAGCCUCUAGCGUCAUGACAUUCGCGGAGUGGCAAGCUCAGCGAGAAGCACUGUUCGAACGUCAGCGUCGUGAUCGACUUGCCCGGGAGGAGCGCGGCUUGAGCUUGGAGCAAUGGCAGAAGGAGAAAGCUGCUGCUGCCAAAGCCCGAGCUGCGGCCAAGGAAAAAGCUGCAGCAAAAGCUGCAGCAAAAGCUGCUUCUGGAAGUGAAAGCACUGCAGUGCGCACCUUGCCGUUGGACCAAUCGGCAGCCAUGGAUGUCUUGACGAAGCUGAUGAAUUCACAGAUUGUUCUGCUGAUGAAGGGCGACCUGCAUACAUCAGAGAAAGCUCUGGCAGGGUACAUGGCUUUCCAUCACACCUUGCUUCUCUUGAAGAGCCAUUACGAAACUUUCAAUGAUGCCAUUGAAACAAAAGUUCGGAGCUUCUUGCAGGGCGAGGAGAUGAGAAGAAAGGAUCAAGUGCCGAACCUCGGGGAAUUUAUUUGCCUCCUGUCGGUGUCGGAUGAAUUCAGCUGGGACGACCUGGCUGUGCCCAUCCUGGAUGAAACCUUUGAUCGGGGAGUCUUGUGGUUGGUGAAAGCUUUCCCCCGCUUCGCCACCAUGAACGAAGUGGAGGAACGCGUGGAGAAAACCUGGGAGACCAGCAGGGUAUCUCGUCAGCUGUUGAUGUUUCACGCAUGGUUCCUUCACCACAUUGCUCACAUCCGGCAUCAUCAUGCAACUGGCGAAUGCAAAAAAGCCAGCUGUUUGUUGGAGCGCUAUGAGCGCACCAAAGGUUUGCCACUGCAAUCCACAGUGACCGCCCUGCAAAAUGCAUGUCGACAAUUUCAUAGUCUGGACACUUGGCAGGAUUUCUUCCAGGCGAUUCAUGUGGAGAUGCCACAGCAGGCCAUUUCACCCUGGCUGUUGAGGUGUGCCAGACGAUCUGCAAGGAAGGGCUACCAUCGUUCCAGGCGGCAAUUCAUGAACUGAAGCAACAGGCAGAAUUUUGUGGAGAAUUUCCACCAUUUUGAGGCGAAACUGCCACGUGGCAAUCGUGGCAGGCCAUUUUGAUCCUAACCUUUAGCACUGCCCAAAGUGCCACCGUGGAUUGUCGGUGGGACCAUGGGGAUUCUGUUCAGUGUACAGAUGCAGAGGUUGUUUGCUGUACAGAUCUUUAGGACUCAACAUUUUGGCAGUCCUAAUGCCAGAAAGACGGGGCUCACUUGCUUGACUCUCAGAAGCACAUUUUCAUGGCGAGAUCUGCAUGCGGACAGUGUGCCAUAGUGGUUGGAAUGCGAUCAAAAUUUCAAGAUGAAGGACAAUAGUCGAACAGUUGAGUUCCAUGGCGUCACAGCACCUCCAAAUGCAGCUUGAAUGGUCCUCAGUCCCGCUAAAUUUGAUGAAAAGUGGAGGUAGGUGGCAGAUCUUGUGACUUUCCCUGUGACAGGAAUACCAAGCAAAGGCGGGGCACUGAGGCCUUGUCCAGGUGAAUUCAAUCAGAUGAGAAUUCUAUGAUGCCUACAAAAACCGACCUCCUGAUGCAUUCUAUGUACGUGAUCCUACUGAGCUUCUCGUUGUGUGCCGCAGCCUUUGAGUGCUACCAAUGCAUGCUUAGGUGGCUCUUGAAAAGCAGCGGG
Molecule: messenger RNA, 3311 nt
Organism: Cladocopium goreaui
Lineage: Eukaryota; Dinophyceae; Suessiales; Symbiodiniaceae
Source: the annotation of a GenBank genome assembly